Messenger RNA from Theobroma umbraticum, 698 nucleotides. RefSeq names its product purine permease 21-like. NCBI's taxonomy places the organism in Eukaryota, Viridiplantae, Streptophyta, Magnoliopsida, Malvales, Malvaceae. Gene Ontology annotation, molecular function: purine nucleoside transmembrane transporter activity. The record is from RefSeq and is a predicted model, not a curated record. Gene Ontology annotation, cellular component: membrane.
UCCGUCUCUAAAGGAAAGUACGCAAUUGGAUUUGUAUGUACCGUUGCCGCUUCGGCUGGGUACGGACUAAUGCUUUCACUAACACAACUCUGUUUCCAGAAAGUUCUCAAGAAGCAAACGUUCAAGACUGUCUUGGACAUGAUAAUCUACCAGUCAGUGGUUGCAACUCUCAUAAUCCUCGUGGGACUUUUUGCUAGCGGGGACUGGAAAGGUUUAGAUAGAGAAAUGAAAGCGUUUGAACUAGGCAAAGUUUCGUACGUGAUGGUUUUAGUUUGGACUGCUAUAACAUGGCAAGUUUUCUCGAUCGGUGCGGUGGGGUUGAUCUUCGAAGUCUCUGCACUAUUCUCAAACGUCAUCAGCACUCUAGGGCUACCCAUCGUCCCAGUCUUGGCAGUGAUAUUUUUCCACGAAACAAUGACUGGAAUUAAGGCGAUUGCCAUGGUAUUGGCUAUAUGGGGCUUUGUUUCCUACGUUUACCAGCACUAUCUCGAUGACCGCAGGUCUUAGACCGGAAAAGUUUAAUGUCAACAACAAAGUAGUUACACGGCAAGAGCUCAUGCAUUUAUACAUAGCUAGUUCCAACGACAGGAAAAUUUACAUUUUCAUAGAAUUUCCUGCUCAAAUACUCCUCUAUUAACUCAUGUAUAAUCAACUACAAAAGCUCUUUUCUGAGGUAUUAUAUGUUCUUUUCUUUUUCA